Molecule: messenger RNA, 2787 nt
Organism: Cuculus canorus (common cuckoo)
Lineage: Eukaryota; Metazoa; Chordata; Aves; Cuculiformes; Cuculidae
Gene: HS1BP3
Product: HCLS1 binding protein 3
Exons: 7
Coding region: 111-1268 (385 amino acids)
Molecular function (GO): phosphatidylinositol binding
Source: RefSeq, a predicted model, not a curated record
UUCCUGUCCCGGCCGCUCCCAGCGAGCCUUUUGCAGCCCGCCGGGGCGGGACCCGGCACCGCCCGGCCUGCGGGAGGGACCGGCCGAGCCGAGGGGCCGCGCUCCCCGCCAUGCAGCGCCGUCCGCCGCGCGCCGCGCUCGGCACCAGCAGGCAAAUUCAGAAUACGCACACGGGGCUGGAUUUGUCAGUACCAGAAUAUCAGGAAAUCCGUGGGAAAAUGAUGUCUGGCCAUGUAGAGUAUCACAUCGUCGUUGUUACCCAACUGGCUGCCUUCAAAUCAGCAAAGCACAAGCCUGAAGAUGUAGUUCAAUUUAUGGUGUCCAAGAAGUACAGCGAGAUAGAGGAGCUCUAUCAGAAACUGGCAGCACGAUAUCCGCAGGUUUCUCUUCCACUCUUGCCUAGAAAAGUUCUCUUCGUGGGGGAAUCCGACAUCUGCGAACGAAGAGCUAUGUUCAAUGAUAUCAUGAAAUUCAUCUCAAAAAACGAGGACCUAGCAACGAGUCCUGAGUUACUGGAAUUUUUAGGAACAAAAUCUACUGCUACUACUGCCAUUGACAUCAAGGGUAAAAACAUUCCUGAUAAUGAGAAAGAAGACGAAGAGAAUGAGGCAUUGGAUUUUUUCGAGGAGGAGAAGACACCUGACUUAAUCUCACAGUUUUCGUCAGUGGAAGAUGCCAAAAAAGCGGAGAAAAAAGAGGAGGAAGAGGAGGAGGAAGAGGAAGAAGAUUUAGACCCUCUUGGUCUAAUAAGAACUAAGAAAACAAAGAAGGCAUCUACUCCUCCAAACAAGAAAGAGAAGCCCAAAUUAACCUUUUUUGAAGAGGACAUAGACCCAGACGAAGGACUCUUUGGCCCAGAAAAGGAUUUCUCAUCAAUUGGUCCUAGGAAGCAGAUAAAAGAAAAUCUGAAAUUAUUCAAAGAUCCAGACCUCGGUGGAGUGGUAAGACUGGGUGACUCGCUACUGCUGCCAGCUGCCUGUGAGAAUAGGGAGUAUGUGCUGAACGAGGGUCCCGAGGAGGACACGGAGGAACUGCUGAGAGUUGAAGACGAUUUAGACAAACUCUUGAAAGUAGCCUCCAAACCAAAACCUAAGAUACCACCAAAACCACUGUUGCCUCAGAAGCCAGCAGUUCCCCCCAGGAGCACUGAUUCAUCUCCACUGGCAAAGCCAAAGGAAAACAAGAUUCAGACAAUGAAUGAAGUGGACAUUCUCCGGUAUAUCCAGGAAAAUGAAUCUAUUGAAAACCAAGAUACAAGUCUUUUUUGAACAUACGUAUUUUUAACAUGUGAUGAUGCCUUCUUGACCUACACUUCCAGUGAGCUCCGGUGAGGGUAGCAAGAACUGACCAGAUCUCUUUGCUGUCACACAUGAACCAUCAUAGAGAGAGCGGCAGGUUUGACUAGCAGAGGUGUGACACGAUGUUUUCAAAACAAUUCAGUUGUGGUAUAGUGUUGCCUUAGAUUUUCAGGGUUUUACAGGGAAUGCGGACAUGGACAUAGAACUACGGAUGAGCUACUCCUAUUUCAGCAUCAACAUAGUACAGUUUUGGCCAAUCCCAACUGAAAAUGGUAAGCGUCUUGCACACACGGCAGCUAUGAAUAGUGUCUAACAAAGGGUGUGAGGCAGGACAAGAUACUGUUCCUGUCAUUUUAGACAGUGUAUUUCAGCUCACUGGAGAGGUAAUUUUCCUUUUAUCUUCUGCAUUUUCGUAGCGGCUCUUUUCUCCCUGGCUGGUAUUUCAGUAAUUUCUAACCAGGAACUGUUAAGUAUAGGGAACAGUUUCUCUGUGGUUCAGAGAAACACUGAAGUCCCAACUAAGCCUGACAAUCUGCUGCCUUCGUUGUAGCACAAAUGCCAACUUGUGAGUGAAGCCGUAGGUUUGCAGACACUAUAUACUAUGCAUCUCUGACCCCUGGGGAGAACAGUAAAUGGCCGAGGAUGGCUGAGAUGGCAGCACCAGGCAUAUGCGGAGGUUGCAGCCUGUACGAGGUUUGGAUGUGGUAGGAUACUUGUGAACCUACUCGAGAUUCAUAAGGGCUAAAUUUUUCCAGCCAAGUCUUCCUUGGCUUCCACUGUAGUUGGGAGAGAGAGAGAGAGGUUGCUCCAGCAGGUGAUUCAGUGCAGGGGCCCUGAUGGAGGUACUCUGAAUUACUCUCUGGAGUCACUGACUCUCUUUCACCUUCUCCCAGAACUCAAAGAAGAAGCCAUGGUGAUUAAUUCCACUAAGAUAAAAUGAGUGUUUUGACCAAACAGUGUUCAGUUCUUUAGUAUGACAGUGGUUGAAACAAGGGAGGACAAACUUGGGAUUAUCCAGUUUGGAGGAAAAAACAGAAAGAAAAUAUACUGGAGAAAUUUUAAUAUACAGGAAAAUGAAAACAUGGUAGAAUUAGGCAUCCCAGACUGCAUCCCUCUCAGGCUUAAUAUUCUGAAUUUACAUCUGAUGUGGAUUGAUACUGCUAUCAGAUAGAAAGAGAUUCCUGAACUCAUGCUGCAUGUGUUCUAUCCAUAUGUGAAGUCAAGCUCCCCGGAGGGAAAAUAUUGAUAUAUUGAAGCCAUAUCACUAUCCUUAAAUUUGCCUUUCUAAUAUGGAACAAAAUAAAUAGAAAGCAUUAUAUCUAUUUUUUUAAUAAUGAAAUGAUCUCUAUUAGUGUUUCCUUUUUAAGCCAAUGGAAGAGAAGAGAAAGGUAUUUUGGUUUGAUGGAACAGAUAGAACAUAACUGUUGGCUCUUGUCUAUGUACAGUAUGUUUCAGUAUAAUAAAACAUUUUGCUAGCCCGCAGGUGUUA